CGGUCACUGCACCCAAUGGAAAGAAAAGAGUGAGCCAUCUCGCUCUCAACAGCUUCACAUAGGCGCGAGCUGUGGCCAGGCUGGCGGGUUUGUGACCUGUGGAGGCGAGCGCUGAUCAUUCGUGCUCAUGGCUUCCAGGGUCAUAAACCAAAGAAGACACAUGGGACUUCAACAACUUGCAUCAUUUGCAGAAACAGGAAGAAGUUUCCUAGGCCCACUAAAGGCCUCCAAGUUUAUUAUGGAUGUAGAGCAUCAUGAAAGCGUGUUAAUCAGCUCAACACUCAGGCUUCUUGGAAGUUUGGAUUUAACCAGUGCAGUGGGGCAGCUUCUCAAUGAAGCAGUUCAAGCACAAAAUGGCACAUACAGAACUGGAAUCAGUACUCUUUUGUUUCUUGUUGGUGCGUGGAGUAGUGCUGUUGAAGAAUGUCUCCACCUUGGUGUCCCCACUGCAGUAAUAGUAUCAGUAAUGUCAGAAGGCUUGGACUCUUGUAUUGAAGCACUAGUUUCCCUUCAAGUACCCAUCCAUGAUAUAUCUGAUCAUAUGAACAACACAAGUACAGCUUACAAAGAAACAGUUGAUGUCAGUUUGUGUCCUUUUGUACAAGUUCCUUCAGAUACUGGUUUGGUAGAGAAAAAGCAUGAUUUCAAAGAUCCUGAGUUUCAAUUAGUGGCCACUUACAAUCUUUGUGGGAAACUUGCUAAAUCACCUAAAUUCUUCAAACCUUGGGUUAAGGUUGAAACAGAUAAAAACUUACCACAUGCUCUGAAAAACAGCCUGCAUACAGACACCUACCACAGAAAGUCAGCACUAACUCACAGUAGGUAUUUUCAUAGGACAGAUAAUAGCCAUUGGGUAAUCAAGCCUGAUGGAUUUCUAGAAUGUGGUACAACUUCUCCCCAAACUUCCAGAUGUAAUGAUUUAGCAGAGUUAGCAGCUGGCUUGAGCCAUGGAGACCACAGCAGUAUGACAAUGGCAGAAGCUGCAGUGAGACUGCAGUGGCAGAAUUUGUGCCUGCAGCAAGCCAGCCGCACGAUGCCACUUGUGUUUGACAUUUCAAGACUCCUCACUUACUGUCUCCCAGGCUUACCUGAAACUUUUUCUUGUGUUUGUCUAGGAUACAUCACUGCUGUACCUGAGUCUAGUUUUACUCUGAUCAAGGAAUUGCAGAAUCAACCUGUCCGGGUAGCUCUCAUUGAGGGUGACCUCACAGAGAAUUACCGCCACCUGGGAUUUAAUAAGUCUACAGAUAUUAAGACAGUGUUACAUAGUGGGAAGCUCCCAAUAAAGAGCUCAGAAGAACUGUGGACAAAUCAUGUGUUACAGGUGUUAAUCCGGUUUAAUGUGAACCUCAUCCUAGUACAAGGAAAUGUAUCUGAACACUUGACUGAAAAAUGCAUGCACAGUAAGCGGCUGGUAAUUGGGUCAGUUAAUUGCAAUGCACUGCAGGCAUUUGCAGAGGCUGCAAGAGCAGUGCCAGUGACCUAUGUUACACAAGUGAAUGAAGACUGUGUGGGCAGUGGGGUCUCUGUGACUUUCUGGAGAAGUCCCCAAGACGUUAAAGAUCCUAUAGAUAGGAGCAACAGAAUGGCAAUCUUGUUAAAAACAGAAAGAAUUAAUUUGAUCACAGCCGUGCUCACUAGCCCAGUAAGUGCACAGAUGCAAACCAAGGAAGACAGGUUUUGGUCUUGUGCAUAUCGUUUGCAUCACGCUCUGAAAGAGAAAAAGGUCUUCCUUGGAGGUGGUGCUAUUGAAUUUUUAUGCCUUAGCCAUCUUCAAAUUCUUGCUGAGCAAUUUUUAAAUAAAGGAAACCAUGUCUAUUCAGGAUGGCUUCCUAGUAAUUCCUCUUGGCUGACCUCAUCUCUGUCAAUCUACAGACCUACUGUUCUGAAGUGCCUGGCAAGUGGGUGGCACAAAUACCUCUCAGCUGUCAUGUGUAACACUGCCUCUCACUCAUCAGCAUUGGAAGCCAGCAUGUUCAUUCAACAUCAUGUACAAAAUGCCAAUGACUCUGGCUCUCCUUCAUCUUACAUCUUGAAUGAAUAUAGUAAACUAAGUAGUGGAGUUUUUCAUCCAGAUAUUUCAAAUAACCUAGAGUGGGUUCCAAGAGUUUAUGAUAAUGUUAUACCAAAGAUUGAGGCUUGGCGCCGAGCCUUAGAUUUAGUACUCUUAGUACUUCAGACAGACAGUGAAAUUAUUACUGGACUUGUACAUACACAGAUGAAUUCAAAGAAAUUAAAUGGAGUUUUAUUUUUGUAAGGUUAUCUAAAUCUUUAAGACAUAAUAUUAAUAAAUUUUCUUUCAGUUUUUUUUUUUUUUUGGUGUAUGUGUGUGUGUAUGCGUGUGAGGUGUGUGUGUACAU
Messenger RNA from Nannospalax galili (Upper Galilee mountains blind mole rat), 2360 nucleotides. It is a transcript of the gene Bbs12, whose product is annotated as Bardet-Biedl syndrome 12. The transcript is spliced from 2 exons. The record is from RefSeq and is a predicted model, not a curated record. Gene Ontology annotation, biological process: chaperone-mediated protein complex assembly; photoreceptor cell maintenance. NCBI's taxonomy places the organism in Eukaryota, Metazoa, Chordata, Mammalia, Rodentia, Spalacidae. Bases 128 to 2257 code for a protein of 709 amino acids.